Molecule: messenger RNA, 4804 nt
Organism: Megalopta genalis
Lineage: Eukaryota; Metazoa; Arthropoda; Insecta; Hymenoptera; Halictidae
Product: Nuclear polyadenosine RNA-binding 2
Biological process (GO): regulation of mRNA stability
Cellular component (GO): nucleus; cytoplasm
Molecular function (GO): poly(A) binding; metal ion binding
Source: RefSeq, a predicted model, not a curated record
GUCUUUUCAUUGGAAGGAGGCAUUCUGAUCUCUGAUCCAUGAUCCUUCGUGGCAGAUAGAGGAUGUUUUUAUUCUUGAACGACGUUAAUAUUGUCUGUUUCUUGUCUCAAAAACCAUUUUCUUAUUCUACACUAUUGAAAGGUUUAAUGUAAUUGUCAGCCAUGGACAUACGAGGAAUAGAAGUUACAAAUCAACUGCGAAGUGCCAUUCGUGCUAAAUUACUAGAAUUAGGAGUUAGAUACGACGAAGAAUUACCAGAUUAUAUUUUAGUAAUGGUUGUAAAUAAAAAGUCUCGUCAACAAAUGCACGAUGAUCUAUAUCUGUUUCUAGAGAAUUGUACAACUCCGUUUGUAGACUGGCUUCAUGACCAAGUGUUAAAGAAAUUGCAGAAGGUCACGGUAGCUAAAAGAAAAUCAUUAAGGGAAUUUGUGCCUACAGUUGUGGUUAAACAAGAGGAAGAAAGGAAAAAGAAAAAGACAUCAACGACCUCCUUUUUAGAAGAUCAGGGCGUUAAUCAACCUCUGGAGAGGUCUUCCAAUAAGAGUACAAAGGAUGAUAAAUCAUUCCAUAAACAAAGUGGAAAACCAUCUGUGUCUAGUCAAAAAUUAGAUACAAGUCAAGCCAAAAGUGUAGAAAAGUCUGUAAAAAGUGCAGGUCAUGACGCUAAAUCAGACGUUGGAUUGGAUCACAGCGAUUCUCAUCAAACUGUAUCAAAGAAAAUACAGCCAAACGAUAGUCAAGCGGGAAAUGCGAAUAAGGAACCAGUUGCUAUCGAGACUUCUGGUGGUAGGUUGGGGGAUUCUCGAAUUGAAGUAAAAGCAGAUGUUCCCUCAUCCAGAACACUGAAAAGACCGUUGGAUACAGCAAAUAAUAUUCGCGAUAACUCGGAUAAGAAACAAAAUGAAGCGAAGCGAUCGAAGAUUGAAGAUGACGAGAAAAGUAUAACGGAAGACAAUGUAAAAAAAUUAAAAUCUUGUAUCAAUAAACCAAAAGUUACAUCUGUUGUCUCUGUGAAAAAUCGUCUUGGUAUAGUGUCUCCCAGAAAGAAAUUUGAAGUUCACAGAGAUAAGACGGAUAAUGACAACCGAUACCGACAGAAUGAAAAGCGUGUAGAAAAGCACAGGUUCGAUGGCAUUCGUAGUAACAAUAAUUUCCAAAGAGGAAGAAAUUUUGAGACGGACGAACGUGCAAGGAGAAACCGUGAAGCCGAGUCGAAACACAAUGAUUCUGAUAAAAUUAGCAGUGAUGUUAAGACACGUUUGGGCAGCUCCAAAGUUGACAAAAUUUCUAAAAAUGUAGAAUUAAGAGAUAAGGUGAACUCUACUGUAAAAUCAAAAUCAGUUGGAAAACCGGCGAGUACGAUUAAAGAUCGUUUAGGGAUCGCGCGUACCGAUAGGUUGCAGAAACAAUUGGGAGUCAAAGAGUCGAUGGAAUUCAAAAGUAAACUGUUGGAGCAAGAUCGGGAUACAUUAAGUAACAACAAAAACAUUAAAACUAGACUGGGACCGUUGAAAAACAAUUUUCGACCGGUGACAGUUAAAGGUGGUUUCAAUUUAAUAAAUAGACGUUCUCAGAGUAGCGAAGACGAUGAUUAUCUCAACUUGGGGGCAGAAGAAGAGUUAGACAAUGACGAUCAAUCUACCGGAAUUUCUGGUCCCAUUAAAUCUCACAUAAUAGCCGUAAAUAAACUUACUCCAGCAAAGACUGAAAGAAAACGAUUGAAGUUGUCGGAAAGAACUAGUAAAGAGUCCAGCGACGCAGAAGACAUCGAAGAUACUAAGAUACCAAGCAAAGUAAUCGUAACUCCAAGACCGCUGAAACCUCUGCAGCCAACGCAGAAACGUGCCACGCAAUCCUUGCUGUUACGAGCGGUUGCAGAAGCCAACCAGUCAGUUGUUACUCAAAAGAAUCCUGAACCAUCUCUAUUGGAUAAGAAGCAAACAUUGAAACAUCUUAAGCCGACCGUCGUUCGAGAAGUAGGACAAAAUUUGUCGGUACAUCUCAAUUCUAAUAAGAGAUUGGUCAUGGAAAAGAUCCAGGUCGAGUUAAAUACCGAUGUUUCCGAGACGAAAUUGAAGCCUUAUGUAAAACAAUCGGUUACUGAGGAGCAUAUGGGCGUGGUAAUGUCGUUGUUUCAAAGAAGCGACGACAACCAAAAAUUUUUAGUCACCCUGAACGGAUACAACAACAACCUUAUCAAGGAGAAAGCUGUAUCCGACGACGACGAACGACUGGAAAUGGAGGUAAAUGAAGACGAUGAACUUGUGCUUUUAACAACACAAAAUGAUGUAUAUGCCCAGAAUGAGUCAGAAACAUCUGUUUUUCAAGUAACCGAAGUGGAUGGUGAGAUGGAUGCGAAUGGAAAAGAAAGAGCGGAAGAGAAUAAUGAAAACUGUAACACCGAGAAUGUCGAGAAGACUGAGGAGGUACCGAGGAAACGAAGAAAAUUAAGUCCCAUAGUAUAUAACAGAUCUCAUUCACCCAGUCCUGCAGAUAUCAAGACCAGUACUGUAUUGACAAACCCAUUGUUGGCCAAACAUUUAGACAAAAAGUCAACAACAACAACAGAAAGCGCGGUAACAGUGUUAGACAAGUCGAAGGAGAAGUGCAGAUAUUGGCCGAACUGUACGUUAGGAAGCAAAUGCGCGUACCUUCAUCCCAUUGUUAUGUGCAGCGCGUUUCCUGCUUGUAAAUUCGGAGACAAGUGUGCGUACAGACAUCCUAAAUGCAAAUUCGGACUGGCCUGCACAAAACUGGGAUGCGUGUUCUCCCAUCCGGCGCAGCAGUGCAAGUACCAUCCGUUCUGCACGAAACCGUCUUGCCAGUAUUCGCAUCCGACGCCGGUCCCAGCCGAGGCGACUACGCAAAGGGCGAAGUUCACGUGGCGCAGACGAGACUGAGCCUGAGAACGGUUCAACCGAUGUACAAAUUCCUUCAUCUUCUAGCCGAGCGGCGAGUCCGCUCGCUCGAACAGGAAUACCUUGCGCGUGUUUCGCACCGGAUCGCGAGCGCGUGGCGUCGCCGUUUGCGAAACAAACUGAUUCGCGAGGUGUAUCGGUAGCGCUAUACUGCCAAUCGCAUUCCGUUCGAUGCAUAGAAGAGAGAUCUUACCGCGCAUUCUGUAUCAUACCGUUUCACGAGCAAUUUCCGAGUAAACAAAAAAGAAAAAAUAUAAGCACAGAAUCGACGCAGGGUAACGAUAGCUAUUUUCUUUUUCACCCUGUAGCUGUUUAACGUUGUUCGUGGUGGUACACCGGCGCACACGUCUAUUGUACAGACUAAAAUAUGAUCCUGGAGAGGAGAGUAUCUCUUCGAUCGUAUACAAAUUUCAGAAAGAAAUCUCGACCUUCGGUACUCUCUCUUAAUCUGUAUUAUAUAUACAUACCGUAUAUACACGCGAACGUCGUCUAAACAAUGACAACACAUUUUGCAUUUGUCGGGCAAUAACAGAAUUUCGCUCGAUCUUCGAAAAACCUUCGCGAAUCCAGUCACGAAUGGAUCGCGAGUUUCGCGUUCGUUUCAUUCGGUAUCAAAGCGUCCCGCGGGAACCAGGCGUUCGCCUUAAUAAAAAAAGAACCACCGACCUCGUCUCGUGAUUAUUCGAAAUUACAAACGAGUUCUACUCGAUGUAUUUCCUGCGAUAUGUAAUCGUUCGCGACGCUUUCCUCCCUUAACGGAGGAUGCGUCACGGUGAAAGAAAUCGUUGUUGCGUUACGAAACGUACUGUAAUCGUACUAAAAAUCGUAAAAAAAAGAAAGAAACAUCUUGCGCCAUUAUCGAAGGCACAAGCAUCGAGCCGGUUCGUCACGAAUUGUAUUUAACAAAUUUAACCGAAGCCUAAUAAGUCUCUUCCGGUCGUUCUCGUAUAAGCGAACGAAACGCAGAAUCAAACCUACGAAUAAAAAAAAAUACAACAAGCGACGGGAUAAGUGCAUAUUAAUUGUUCGUGUACAUCUCUCCUGUGUGUCUACCUUGUUUUUCUAUCGAACUCGAUCAUUAACACGUAAGCCGAUCCUCGGAACGGCAAUACCUUAGUUUGUAAGUUUACACCCUUAUUCAUGAUUGUACACGUUUCAAGGUAAACCUUUUCAAUAACAAUACCCAGUGUAAUUAACUGGGACAGCGCGGCAAUCGUCUUAUACCUGGCCGGCAAUACCACCUAUAUCGACUAGGAGGGAUUUUACCUGAACAGCCGUAUUGCAAUAAACCGUUAUGACAUUAUUUUCGCAGCGAUCGUUCGCUGCGACCCCUGGACACGUCACUUUUAGGGUGUCGUAUUUUCUCGAGCGACGACCGCGCGGCGCGCCAUUACCGUCGCCAUCUUUGUUCCUCGUCGGUACGCAGUAAACUUUUAUUAUCGGCCGGCGGAGCCGUGCGACGACGAUGUGUCACCGCCCGGUGCCGGGCGUUCAAUUUCAAUGCCGCAGUUAAUGAAAAACCAUUAAAUCCCGUCCCAAAACUUUGUACAGUAAUAAGCACAGAAUUUCUCCGAACUCGAAAUAGGUUAUCCCGGAGAACGCGCGCAUCGAUGGAAGUUAUACCGAAUGAAACGAAAAACAACGUCGGAAAAGUGAAACUUUUUUGGCUUUCUUUAAUUUUUCUAGUCCUUAAGCACCGUAGACGGUUCGAGCGAACCACCUUACCUUAUUCCUUAGAACUCCUCUCUCACUCUCUCUCUCUCUCUCUCUCUCUCUCUCUCUCUCUCUCUCUCUCUCUCUCUCUCUCUCUCUCUCUCCUCGUUUCAAUGCGUAUUUAUGUAAGAAUCUAGUUGAUUAAAAAGCCGGCAAUGUUCGACCACCGAUAA